AUGCGGAUCCCGGUGCUCCUGUGCGCGCUGGCGUGUCUGUCUGCAGCCCCGGGCCCGGUGCUCGGGGCGGACCGGAGCUGCGGGGACCUGCGGCAGUUCUACACCGGGAAAGGCUUCACUCUGGCGGACGCACCUCAGAACGAGAUCUCCGGUGAACAUCUGAGGAUGUGUCCUCAGGGUCCGACCUGCUGCACCAGCACCAUGGAGGAGAACCUGUCCGGGCUGACGGCCCGAGAGACCGAGGGGCUGAUCCGAGACGCAGGCCGGUCGCUGCAGGCGGCUUUCAACGCCCUCCACAGGAGCUUCGACACCUAUUUCACUGAGCUGCACAGUCAGUCCGAGCGCUCCCUCCAGGAGGCGCUGUCUCCGCUCGGCCCUCUGUACUCCCAGAACACCCGCCUGUAUGGAGACCUCUACAACGACCUGCGACAGUACUACCGGGGCUCCGCUCUCAACCUGGACGAGACGCUGUCGGAGUUCUGGUCCCGGCUUCUGGAGCGCACGUUCAAAUCCUCCGUCCCCACAGAGGUCAGCCUAUCGGAGGACUACCUUGAAUGUGUCGCUAAGCAACAGGAGACGCUGCGGCCAUUUGGAGACGUCCCCCGGGACAUGAGGGCGAAGGUGAUCCGGGCUUUUGUCACCGCCCGGUCGUUUGUCCAGGGGCUGGCAGUCAGCGGAGAGGUGGUCAGGAAGGUGUCGCAGGUCUCUCUGAGUGUGGAGUGCACCAAGGCCCUGAUGAAGCUGGUGUACUGCCCUCACUGCCGCGGCAUGAGCUCCGUCAAGCCCUGCUCCAUCUACUGCUCCAACGUCAUGAAGGGCUGCCUGGCCAACCAGGCCGACCUGGACCCCGAGUGGCAGAACCUCAUAGACACUAUGAUCCAGGUGGUGGCCAGUUUCAGCACAGAGCCCAGCCUCGACGUGGUUCUCUCCUCCAUCCCUGCUCGGAUCUACCAGGCCAUUCACUACCAGCAGGAAAACAUGGACACGUUCACAGCCAGAGUUUACCAGUCAUGUGGAACGCCAGGGGAAUCAGGCACAGGAAGUCCCGCCCCCCACGAGCCGAGGAGGAAGAGCGGCUUGCUGACGGCCUCCGAGUACAAACCCUCGCCCACUGCCGGGCUCAGGCUGGAGAUGCAGGUGUCGGACCUCUCCAGUAAACUGAGGGAGAUGAGGCAGUACUGGGUCCAGCUCCCGGUGGCACUGUGCAGCAAACUGGCAGCAGGAGGCGCCGCGCAGGAUAAAUGCUGGAACGGCAUCACCAAAGCCAGAUAUCUUCCAGAGGCGAUGGGCGACGGCCUGGCCAAUCAGAUCAACAACCCAGAGGUGGAGCUGGACAUCACAAAGCCAGACAUGACCAUCCGGCAGCAGAUCAUGCAGCUGAAGAUCAUGAGCAGCCGGCUGAAGAACGCCAUGGAGGGUAACGACGUGGACUUCCAGGAUGCAAGUGAAGACAUCAGCGGCUCAGGAAGCGGGAUGUGCGUGGGUGGACAUUGUCCUCGGGGCAGGCCGGGGUUGUACGCCUACUCGCCAGAAAACAACCGAGUCCGAGGCGCGGCCGCGGCUCAAACCGGCCUCCUGCUCCUGCUCCCAUUGGUCGCCCUGCUCUUCCAGCGAUGAUUGACAGCUCCCGCCUCCAAUCAGACUCUGAAGUCUCCAGCGGGGCUGAACUGUGGGACGGACUGGGAGAGAGGUUGGAAAGUUACCUUGCCAAAAAAAAGUUCAACAAAGACAUUUUUGGACAAGAUUUUUCUUUGACUUCAGAGAGAAGCGAAAACACUGACAGUGACAAUGUUCUUUAUUUUGUUCGGCUCGGUUUCCAUGAGUGUUGAUUGUGUGAUUCGGUUUCUUGAACUGGUUCCAGUGGACUCCUGGGGAUGAGGAUUAUGGGAGAUGAAGACGAGCAAGAAGAAACCUGACGAUGAUGAAGACGAUGAGGACAUUAACGACGACUUCUUGACUUUAUAUCAGGUCCAUUUAGCUCCAGCGUCCAGUGGCCCAAUGCGUGGUGCGUUCAAGAACACUUGUCAUUUCGUUUUUUUUAGCUGCAGGUUGUCGACCUUAAGGAACAUUGUGUAAGCUGUAAAUGUUUGUGUGCAUUAGCUCAGAGACCGGCGUCAUACUCAGCCUUGAAUGUACAGUAUGAUACUCACAGUAUAUUGGCAAAAGAUUCCCCCUAAUACUCUGUGAUGUAGUUGUCCAGUUGUUUCAGUGUGUGUUUGUGUGUCGGCGUUAAACAGCUGCAGACGAAUGAUGCCGCUCCUGAAAUGCAGUGACGAUGAUUUUACCUCAUCGUCACCGUAAAGCCAAAACAUUUCAAAAGAGAAAAGAAGAUGACAACUUUUUUAUUUUUUAUUUUCACCACCUCAUCACCUUUGUAAAGAAAUGAGCCGCCUCGUGAAAGCAGCGAUAAACAAGCACAGUCGUGGAGUUUCCUUAAAUUCGAGAACGUUUGUGACACUGACGCUGGGAUUUUUAUUAUGACGAAUAACAAGGAUUUUCAGUUUUGCACAUACGGUUCAGGAUAUUUGCAAAACAUACCGACAACCUGUACAAGUUUGGUGAUUUGUUUCUUGCCCGGCAUGCCUGCUUCUCGGCCUGCACUUCUCUACUGGUACACAACAAAACACAGAACUCCCACGAAUAGCCGACCUCUCGCACACACACGCACACGCACACCGGGGUUGUGUAUCAAGCUGAUUUUGUUUUUUGUUCAUGAGUGUAUUGAAUCGCACAUUUCAUUCAUUAAACUCUGUUUGAUUGUCGC
Molecule: messenger RNA, 2764 nt
Organism: Pleuronectes platessa (European plaice)
Lineage: Eukaryota; Metazoa; Chordata; Actinopteri; Pleuronectiformes; Pleuronectidae
Product: glypican-1
Exons: 10
Coding region: 1-1617 (538 amino acids)
Biological process (GO): cell migration; negative regulation of fibroblast growth factor receptor signaling pathway; regulation of protein localization to membrane
Cellular component (GO): synapse; extracellular region; cell surface
Molecular function (GO): fibroblast growth factor binding
Source: RefSeq, a predicted model, not a curated record